ACGGUCACUUCCGUUUCCGGGUCAGACACUCCACUUCCGGCAACAGCAGAAAAUAAAAAACAAAAAAACAGAAGUUCGGGUAGAAAAGUGUGACCCUCUGAAAUUCACCUGUUGGAUCCACCUGUACAGAUCUGAUCCACCUGAGCAGGAGCCGCGUCACACAGCUUUGCUUUGUGUAGGUUUCCAUAGUAACCACAGGAUCCGCUGCUCGGCUGCGUUUUCGACAUGUUGAGGAGGAAACCGACUCGUCUGGAGCUGAAAAUCGAUGACACCGAGGAGUUUGAGAGCAUCAAGAAGGAGCUGGAGGCCAGGAAGCGCCAGCGGGACGAUGCAGAGACGGGGGGAGUGGGCGGGGCCUCAGUCAUAGCCGUAGACAUCAUCGGAGGCGGUACCUCAGCGUCCGCCUCUUCUUCGUCUGCUGCGUCGAGGGCGGAGCUUAUUAAUGAGCGAAUCGGAUACAAGCCCCACCCCAAACCGGCCACGCUGCCUGGACUCUUUGGAAGUUUACAGUUUUGAAUAAAGACGUCACAUGACCAAACC
Molecule: messenger RNA, 540 nt
Organism: Sphaeramia orbicularis (orbiculate cardinalfish)
Lineage: Eukaryota; Metazoa; Chordata; Actinopteri; Kurtiformes; Apogonidae
Product: anaphase-promoting complex subunit CDC26-like
Exons: 3
Coding region: 226-516 (96 amino acids)
Biological process (GO): protein K11-linked ubiquitination; regulation of mitotic cell cycle; anaphase-promoting complex-dependent catabolic process
Cellular component (GO): anaphase-promoting complex
Source: RefSeq, a predicted model, not a curated record